Molecule: messenger RNA, 4852 nt
Organism: Melanotaenia boesemani (Boeseman's rainbowfish)
Lineage: Eukaryota; Metazoa; Chordata; Actinopteri; Atheriniformes; Melanotaeniidae
Exons: 14
Coding region: 1-4599 (1532 amino acids)
Biological process (GO): microtubule-based movement
Molecular function (GO): microtubule binding; ATP binding; microtubule motor activity
Source: RefSeq, a predicted model, not a curated record
AUGACAAUAUGUCUGUACGAGUGUCUGAAAGCUGUUGGGCUACAGCGUCACUACGCAAGGUUUACUUUGAUGGGUGUUUGCCAUGCAGACCACAUUUCAGGGUUAAGCAUGGAAGACUAUCCCCUCCUGGGAAUUUGCUCUAUGGAGGACAGGACUCGGCUUUUUCAUCUGGUCCAACUAGUGAAAAAUCUUGACCCGAAGAGCCUUGCAUAUGAUGAUGGUAUUGUUUGUGGAGAUGAUGAAGGUGAUGAGAGCUAUUCUGCAGUGGGUGGUUGCAGUUCUGAUGAUUAUCAAAAUCCUGGCGAAGACGUGAAUGAGGAUCAGGAUGAAAAUGGAGCUGCUAUAUCUAGUCCUAAUGUACCCAGUUUUGCUAAACUAUCACACGUUCGAAGACGUCUUGACUUCAGUGACGAACCCACUGAUCUUCAGCGGAGGCUGUUUUCUCAUCCUGCAGAUACUGUUCAUGCCUUUGCAAGUCAUAACAGAAAUAAUAAGCACAUCCAGGAAAAAGGAUCAGUCACACCUGUGGAACUUCAGCUUCACAGCAGAAAUGCUCUGCUAUAUGGCAAUCAAGAGAGCAACAACUGCAAGCUAGAUGUACAUAGCGGUUGUUGUCUGUGUAACUGUCCCAGCAGAAAAAGCAAUAAGCUAGGCAUCAGAGGAGAAAAUUCCACCCUAAACUCAAAAACCAGAUUACCACCAAACACAGAGACAUUCAACAAUCCAAAACCCAGUCCUGCAACAGUGAUGCCAAAGACAUUUAACAACAAACCAUUUAAACCCAAAGACAAAAACAAAAUCUCUCGAAAGACAAAUCACUACACAGACAUGGCCAAGCUCAUACCUGUUUAUGAAGCAAAGGGAACAGCUGGCUACAAUUAUGGACUGCCACUGAGUUUUACUCAUGCUCCACACAAAAAGCAAGUGGGAGGACAGCGAAUUAGUGUGUGUGUGAGGAAAAGACCUUUGAUACAUGCAGAGUGCAGAAGAGGAGAGACAGAUGUGGUGACAACUCCAGGUGGAGAAUGUGUGAUUGUCCAUGAAAGCAAAGAAGCCGUGGAUCUCACACAAUACAUACGGCAGCACAAGUUCUACUUUGAUCAGGUUUUUGGAGAGGAGAGCUCGAAUGAAGACAUGUAUCAAACAACAGUUUAUCCUCUGGUGCAGCACAUGCUCAGUGGGGGCAAGGCCACCUGCUUUGCAUAUGGACAAACAGGUGCAGGAAAGACUUACACCAUGCUCGGCUCGUCUCCUGGGAAACCUGGGUUGUAUGCUCUGGCGGUUCAGGACAUUUUCACUCAUCUGUCCACCACAUACAGAUACUCAUCACUGCUGGUUUAUGUCAGUUUCUUUGAAAUCUACUGUGGUCAACUGUAUGACCUGCUGGACCACAGGAAAAGGUUAUUUGCCAGGGAGGAUGGACAAAAAGUGGUUCACAUUUCAAGGCUGCGUGAUGUCAGAGUGGACUCUGUCAGCUCACUGCUGGAGGUGAUUUCACAGGGUACAGCAGAACGAACACAAGGGGUGAGUGGUGUGAAUCCACUGUCCUCUCGUUCCCACGCCUUGCUUCAAAUUCAGCUUAGAGAUCCAAACAAGCAGAUAACUGGAAGAAUGUGGUUCGUUGACCUGGCAGGAAGUGAAAGGGCAUCAGACGCCAAAGAACAUGACAGGCAGAGUCGUAUAGAGGGAGCUGAGAUCAACCAGAGUCUGUUGGCACUUAAAGAAUGUAUUCGUUCUCUUGACAAAGAAGAAUCACACACACCUUUUCGACAAAGCAAACUUACUCUGGUUUUAAAAGACUCAUUUGUUGGUGACUCAAUGACAUGCAUGAUUGCAAAUAUUUCUCCUGGUCACCCAGCAACCGAACACACACUCAAUACACUGAGAUAUGCAGAUCGAGUGAAGGAACUGAGGGGAGCAGGAGGAUUAAAGGGAAGAGGGAGCAAGAUGGUACCUUCCUCCAAACAUUGCCUGUACAAAAGCAGCGGCAGUAACAGGACUGGGACCCCUAAAAACCCAAACCUAGGGAAACAAAGUGAUAUUUUUGGUUUCAAUACACCUACAACAAAGUUAUACACGGAGGACAGACUUCUCUGCUCAACACCCAAGAGCAAUAUAUGUGGAGAGGAAACACCAUCAGUGGCCAGAAAAGGGAUUGGACUUGAAUGUAUUACACCAAUUAGAGGCUGGCUGGGGAGGAAUGAUAAAUGUCAUGGGAGAAAAGGAGCAAAUGAAAGAGAGACCAGGAUAGUAGAAAAUGAAAGUUAUGGAAACACUCACAAUCACUGCGUUAGAGAGAAAAGUGGCAGGGCAGUGUUGGAACACGAAAAUAAUGAGCAGCAAAAACAAGAAGGAGCUCGUAAAGCUUGCCUAGCUUUUACUGAGCGGGAAUCUGGAUUCUACCACAGAGUAAAAGAGAGCUGGCAGCACACUAUGAAAGAGACAAGAAGAUUGGAAACAGAAUGGAUAGAACCAAGCAGACAAGUGGAAAACAGCAGAAACACAAGCAGUGAAGUAGUGAGGCAAAGUGAAAGAGGUUUACAUAUUUACAUUGAUGAAAUGGAGAGGAAGAGGCACCUCAGACAUUAUCAUCAAGAGCUGCAGCAGUUUAUACCCUCAUCAGCCUCACCAUCUGUCCACUUCUCCUCAUCUCCAACAUGCCAAUCUUUCUCUUCUUCUGCUCAAGGCUCUCUAUCUUCCCUCUCUGCCCAAAUGUACCAUGCUUUGGAAGACACUUCACCUGCAUGCAGGGCCAGGUUGGCUAGAGUUGGUUAUAAUAGAGGGCAAAUACCUUCUUCUGGUGGUGAGACUCACAUACAAACCGAAACAUCUUCAAACUUCUGUAACAAUAAGGAUGAGGAUGCUCAAGGAAACAGUGGCAGUAGUGAAGACUCAAUGGUUUCUUUGGAAGAAAUAGAAGCAAGCUUUAGGCAAGACUGGUGUGAAAAUAAGAAGAGGGUUAGCAGUGGGUUAGUUAAGGCAAGAGGUGAAGCAAAAGUCAGGAGAGAUUAUGAAAGAACAGCUGGACUGGAAAGGAGAGAGAGGAAGUGUGCUUGGGUAGCAGCCACAGAGAUGGAACCUGCAGAGAAUAAGAAAGAAGCAGAGGGACUGGAUACCUCAGAUAUCCCGAAUGAUGGAGAUUGGAGAACUAAGCAGAAAGAAGCAGCUAACUGCUACAGCGUAGGAUCUACCUACAGUUGCAAUGACAGCAACAGCCUCUGUACCCACCUUCCGUUUGAGUUUCAGCAUCAGCGAGCUCCUGCAGAAAGGCCCCUCUCACCAUCUGAAUAUGCCUACACACUCCUGACCUCAAACAAACCAAGUGAGCCUUCUGUCGAAUCAAAAUAUACUAGAUGCAAUGCCAAUAUUCAUACUUUACCACUGCAAAAUACUCCAGAGGUGACUUGCCAGAGAAAGAAAGCAACCUACUCUGUUACCAAUCAGUCAACUACUUUACCUGUCACUAUCAUGGCCAAAGUUGGAUGUAUACCUGCUGAGUCCCUUAACACACCUUCAAAAUGUUCUGCUUACACAAAGACAUACAACUGUCCAGAUGUCAAUACCAAAAAGUCUGUUCUACCUCAAGAUGAGACUUCUGUGGAUUCUUUUAGCUAUAUCAUGGAUCCACUCAGCAUCUCCCUGCUUCAAGUGGACCAACAGGCUGCAACAGCUUCGUUUCUACAGGGAAACAGCAAUACAUCAGCCUGUCCGGUUGAAAGAGUGAGUGGAGAGACUGGAAAAGAGUGUCUCUCAUGUGCUGAAAUGGAGGGGAAAUUUGUGGAGGAAGGGGAUGCAGAAUUUCGCCUGUCUCUUUUGGAGCUGCCACAAGAAAAGACUCUCCAUCCUGCUGUUAGUGAUAGUAAUCAUACUGAUCGACAGAUAUACAUAAAAAACAAUGUCUGUGGAAUAGGUACAAACAAGCCUCACAAUCCUGAGUGUACCCUGGCUUCAAACCAGAAUCGAGAGAAUAGUCAGAAAAACCAUAGUGUACCAGCUUUUAACAACAACGUCAGUGCAUCCCCACCUAAAGCUGCUUCCUGUGCUUCUGUACACACUCCUGUCAGGUUACCGUCUGUCCAGCACUUUGGCAACACUGGCUUAUCCACUUUUAAAAAUCCACCAGAAUAUGCAUGUGAUGAGAACAAAAAACAUUCAUUCUCCAUUACAACACAACACUCAGGAUGUUCCUCAGCUCACUCCAAUACACUACUUUUAGACCAAUCCAGCAAUUCAAAAACUUCACCCGAACCAAACAAUCCUGCAGAGUUAAGUAGGCAAGAAAGAUUGAGCAAUCAGCAAAUUAGACCCACAGUCCAUCUGCUUACCCUGGAUGACUUGAACCAUGCCAAGUGGUGUAUUGUCAAGGCCCAUUUGGAGCAGCUGAAAGAUAUGGAAGCUUUAUGUCAUAAAGAGAAGAAGCUUUUGUGCCAGCAGCAUGACAUGGCAUUGGGGGAAUAUGUCCACAAGCUGGCAGAAAUCAUGGAAAGAAAAGCAAGAUGUGCACACAGCAUGAAAGCUCAGCUGCAGCCGUACCUGAAACCUAUUCAAUCUAUGAACUCUCAAACCCAAACCCAAAGAGGAGAAAAUUAUUGUGAUUAAAUUAUGUAAACUGAAUGUUUUUUAAGAAAGAAUAGGCUUCAUGCAUUUUACGUCAUGUUAUAUGAAGUCAUUCUUUUUAAAAGUACACAGUAAGUUUCCUCUGAUGCAUGUUUAUUCUUAUAUUUAAGUUACUUCAUUUAUUGGUGUUUUUUUGUGUGUGUAUCAUCAAGACAGUUGUUACCAAAAGCUUUUUCAAAGUCAGCUUUAUUGUCAAUUCUGCAGCAUGUACAGGACAGAGAAUUUAAAUUACAGU